Charadrius vociferus (killdeer) is the source of this 933-nucleotide messenger RNA. It is a transcript of the gene HSD17B3, whose product is annotated as hydroxysteroid (17-beta) dehydrogenase 3. Gene Ontology annotation, molecular function: oxidoreductase activity. The transcript is spliced from 11 exons. The record is from RefSeq and is a predicted model, not a curated record. Gene Ontology annotation, cellular component: endoplasmic reticulum. The coding region runs from base 1 to 933 and encodes 310 amino acids. NCBI's taxonomy places the organism in Eukaryota, Metazoa, Chordata, Aves, Charadriiformes, Charadriidae.
AUGGAAGCGUUCCAGCAUCAGCUUCUCACUCUUAUUGGGGGUCUGAUCUGUUUGUAUGCUCUGGUAAAAUGCAUCAGAUUUAUGAAAUAUGUUUUCCCACAUAUCUGGAGUGCUUUGCCUCAGACUUUUUUUCGGUCGCUGGGAGAAUGGGCAGUGGUCACAGGAGCAGGAGAUGGGCUUGGAAAAGCGUAUUCCUUUGAGCUGGCAAAACGUGGAUUAAAUAUAGUUAUGAUAAGCAGAACUCUUGAAAAACUGCAGAGAGUAGCCUCUGAAGUUGAGCAGGCCACAGGUCAAAAGGUGAAGGUUAUACAAGCUGAUUUCACCAAAAAUUCAGUGUACGAGAACAUAGAAAAAAAUCUACAAGGUUUGGAUAUUGGUGUUCUGGUUAACAAUGUUGGAAUGCUUCAUAAUCCUCUUCCAUGCCGUUUCCUUAAUGGACCAGACAUAGAUGAGAACCUCAUCAACUGCAAUGUUAUUUCUGUUACAAAGAUGACAAAAAUAAUUUUGAAACAAAUGGAACCAAGACAAAAAGGUCUUAUUCUGAAUCUGUCCUCUGGUCUGGGUACUUUCCCUUGUCCAUUGUACACAAUGUACUCAGCUUCUAAGGCUUUUAUAAGCACUUUCUCCAAAGCACUACGAGCAGAGUAUAAGGCAAAGGGAAUUAUCAUACAGGUAGUGGCUCCUUAUGGUGUUUCUACUCCAAUGACAAUGUACCAAAAACCCGGACUUAUUACAAAGACAGCAGAAGAGUUUGUUAGUGAAUCACUGGAUUAUGUCACCUUUGGAGAUGAGAUCUUUGGAUGUUUGGCCCAUGAAAUGCUGGCUUGUGUCCUGCAGUUUGUCCCAUUAUGGGUGUUCCACAGCGACAGACUUCAAGAAGCAGUCCUGCAUGCAUUUACCAGUUAUCUGAAGAAGAGGUGGAGGAACCCCUAA